GUGGGCGUGGCCUGGAGAGGGCGUAGUGGGCGUGGUCUAGAGAGGGAGGAGGUUGUUGUCCAUCAGUCAUCGUCUGGUCUUCCUUCCACACUAAACACUUUGGACAAUCCGCGAUGGACCCGCCUGACGAUCAGUACUCUCUCCUCCAGGAGCUCAUGAACAUGAUCAACGAGAGCACGUACGACCCGAGCUACGUCCAGACUGAAACCGUCAAGCUGUGUCCCAAGUUGUUGGUCAACGACUUUGGGUCCGACUUCAACCCGCCGUUCUACUACUUCAACUUCCUGCUGAGUUACCUGGGCAACGGCCUGGUGCUCUACAUCAUCUUCAAGUACGAGAAGCUCAACACGGUGACCAACAUCUUCCUGCUCAACCUGGUCUUGUCCAACAUCCUGUUCGCCUCCAGUCUGCCCUUCUGGGCCACCUACUUCCUGUCCCAGUGGGUCUUUGGCGGCGUUCUGUGCAAGAUGGUGAGCAGCGCCUACUUCAUCGGCUUCUACAGCUCCAUCCUCUUCCUCACGCUCAUGACCUUCGACCGCUACCUGGCGGUGGUGCACGCCGUGUCGGCCGCCAAGAGCCGCAAGAGGAGCUACGCCCUGGUUUCCUCGGCGGUGGUGUGGUGCGUCAGCAUCUUGGCCAGCCUGAAAGAGCUGGUGUUCCAGAACGUGUGGGAGAACCCCCCGUACGGCCUGGUCUGCGAGGAGACGGGCUACUCCAGGGAGACCAUGGACUUCUGGCGCCUGGUCAGCUACUACCAGCAGUUCUCCGUCUUCUUCCUGCUGCCGCUCCUCAUGGUGACGUACUGCUACAUCAGCAUCACCGUGCGCAUCAUGUCCACGCGCAUGAAGGAGAAGUGCCGCGCCGUCAAGCUCAUCUUCAUCAUCAUCUUCACCUUCUUCGUGUGCUGGACGCCCUACAACGUGGUCAUCCUGCUGCAGGCCGUGCACAGCGCCGGCGAGGAGAAGGACUGCGCCGGCUCCAACACGCUGGACUACGCCAUGUUCGUGACGCGCAACAUCGCCAACUUGUACUGCUGCAUCAGCCCCGUCUUCUACACCUUCGUGGGGAAGAAGUUUCAGAGCCACUUCAGGAGGAUCCUGGUGAAGAAGCUGCCGUGUCUGAGGAGACACCUCAGCCUCAGCAGCUUCUCAACCAGGUCCUCCUCGCAGAAGACGCCGCACUCCGAGUACGAGUACUAAACAAGCGCAUGCUCGCGCUCUUGAUAGCGAUGUACGCUAGCGGUUUGCGGGCUUCUCUAAUGUAUGUAUAGAUGUAUAUUGUGGAGAGGCGGAGCCGACGGUCCGAGGGCCCGGCAGGGAGGCGGAGAAUGCGGGCGAGCGGCGAGGCAGGGCGUGCCGGGAGUGACCCAACCGCACCCAAGCUUAUAUUGAAAAAUAAAGCAAGUCAAACCUGCUCGGAAGCAAAGUCUUUCCUUGGUGGUCCAUGGAACCCGCACGACGACAGCGUGAGGCGUUGACAUUUGCGCCUCCUUUGCGUCUCCCGUCUUCCUCUGCUGCUCGCUCCGCCGUCUGCUUUCCAGCAGCACGUACCUCCGUCCGACUCUUCAGUCGGCUGCGUCUUCUUCUCUCUCUUGCUCUCCGUCUCUCCAACUCCUUCUCCCCCUAUCUCUCCUCCUUCUCCCCUUUUAUACAUUGAGAGAAGAUACAUUGAUUGUGUCCAGGUGCCCGAUCCACCUGUGGCGUCACUCCCGGCACGCCCUGCCUCGCCGCUCGCUCACAUUCUCCGCCUCCUUGCCGCCAUCUUCGGCCAGGCUCCAGCGUGCCCUGCCGCUCCGUCGGGUCGUCGGCUCCGCCUCUCCACAUAUACAUACAUACAUCUACAAAUACAUAUAUACCCGGUAGUAACCUCUACUUUGCUUGCAAGGUUGUUUCAUAAUUCUUCAGCCUGACUGCUUUACACGUUUGAUGUUGCAAAUAUUACUCACACAUUUGUUUUGUGGCCAAUAAAAUCAUUUAUUUUUGGAGAAA
This is a messenger RNA of Nerophis ophidion (straightnose pipefish), 1988 nucleotides long. RefSeq names its product chemokine (C-C motif) receptor 12a (gene ccr12a). The transcript has 2 exons. Gene Ontology annotation, cellular component: membrane. Gene Ontology annotation, molecular function: chemokine receptor activity. The record is from RefSeq and is a predicted model, not a curated record. Bases 114 to 1199 code for a protein of 361 amino acids. Gene Ontology annotation, biological process: immune response; G protein-coupled receptor signaling pathway; chemotaxis. NCBI's taxonomy places the organism in Eukaryota, Metazoa, Chordata, Actinopteri, Syngnathiformes, Syngnathidae.